ACCGCCUGGAAGUGACAGUUCUGCGAAUGAGGUUAUUGUUUUGACAAGAAAAAGCAAACCAUGCAAAUUUGAAAAGGUUGUCGUACAAAAAGUUUUAUUUGUCCAUAUUAUGAUAUGAUUCUGUUAAUAGUAUCGUCAUGUUUAAGCUUCCUAAGUGUUCACUCAUUUUGGGUGGGAUCUCAGGUUCUGAAGCUGGUAAACAGGCCCACACGUAAAGAAAAGGAUCUGCUUUCGAAGAAGCGUGAUCUGAAGCAAGAACAGAUUUUAAUUAGUAUGUCAGACAAUUUUGUUAAGUAUUCCAAAAUACAGAGGAAGAUCAAUGCAAUAGAUGGAGAACUUGCAACUACUCAAGAGCACAAAAAUAACUGGUCGUUGAAAUUUGGACUCACGUAUGGUGCAAGAAUUAUAUUUGGAAUCACUUUAGUUAUAUUAUCAAUAUAUUAUAGACUUAGUCCAGUAUUUGUUGUUGAUAAGAGCUUAGAUCUUGCUCCAUUUACCUACAUUAUUUCAUAUCCUAAUGAGAACAAUGCUGUAACAUUUCAUUUUUGGGUUCUAUGUUGUACAGCAGUUGCUAAGUUGAUCAAACUUUAGAGAAUAAAAUAUUUAUUUUUUUUUACACCCAGCAUUCUGUUCUUUUUCAUUGUCACAGUCAAGGGAAGGGGUCCCAGCAUUCAGCCCAGUACAGGGUAACUUCAAAUUAUAACUAUGUAUUACUUAUUAUUUGUUUUGGCAGCACAAAUGUUGAGUGUUUUGGUUUUGGCGGUUGUAGAAAAAUCGUUUUAGAUAGUGCUACCAUGUGUAUAUAAUUUACGAUGUAAUUCACCAAUAUCGCCGAGUUCA
Messenger RNA from Acanthoscelides obtectus, 840 nucleotides. NCBI's taxonomy places the organism in Eukaryota, Metazoa, Arthropoda, Insecta, Coleoptera, Chrysomelidae. The record is from the annotation of a GenBank genome assembly.